UUCACCACGCGCUUGUGCUGGUCAGCCAUUUUCUGCACUUACAUCAGAAGCGGAAGUCUUUGACGAAGACGAUCUUCAUUUUCACGCUUUUGCGAAUUUCAAAUAUUUAAAAAUGAGUGAUGUCGAGGACACACGUUUCGAGGGGAGGGAAUCCCGCUCGCCGUCCAAAUCAGAGCGGGGCAGUCCUGCCCGUGCUAAGUCGAAGAGCAGGUCCGGCUCUCCCAGUCCUUCCCGAGCAUCCAAGCAUUCAGAUUCAAGAUCCCGUUCCAAGUCCAGGUCUCACUCUCGCCGGCAUUCAAACCGGCGUUACAGUCGUUCGCGUUCUCACUCCCAUCGGAAAAAGUCACGUUCUCGCUCCUACAGUCCUGAGUCCCGCCGCAGGAGGAGCCAGAGCACAUCACCUGUGUCGAACCGCCGCAAACACAACGGCAGAAGGAGCUCAUACAGCCAUGACUCCAAAAAAGACUCUCACAGUCAUGGUGAUGUCAGGGCCAAUCCAGACCCUAACACAUGUCUGGGCGUGUUUGGUCUGAGUCUGUACACAACAGAGCGAGACCUGAGAGAGGUCUUCUCACGUUACGGUCCUUUGGCUGGCGUCAAUGUUGUCUACGACCAGCGUACGGGGCGCUCUCGCGGUUUUGCCUUUGUUUACUUUGAGCGCAUCGAUGAUGCCAAAGAGGCUAUGGAGCGAGCUAAUGGUAUGGAGCUGGAUGGCAGAUGCAUCAGAGUGGACUAUUCCAUCACUAAACGUCCACACACCCCCACGCCAGGCAUCUACAUGGGCCGGCCCACACAUAACGGAGGUGGUAGCAGCAGUGGUGGGCGAAGACGAGACUCGUAUGAUCGUGGCUAUGAUAAAUAUGACCGCUAUGAUGAGUAUGACUAUAGAUACAGCAGGAGGCGCUCUCCAUCUCCCUAUUACAGCCGAUACAGGUCUCGCUCAAGAUCUCGCUCAUACAGCCCACGACGAUACUAAGAAGAUCCUGACUGCGUCUUGACAUGAAGUACAUUCACUGUACAAGAGGAAAAAUAAGCACCUGUGUAUUGGUCAGAAGAAGAGCAGUUCUAACUUGACAAAGGAUUUGUGUAAUAGCUGUCUUAAUUUUUAGACUUUCUAGUCAUUUUAAAGUCUGUAGAGAUCAUAGAUUGCGUCAUCAUGGAAAUUUGUGUGCAGAACUUUUUUUUUUUAAUAUAUAUAUAUAUAUAUAUAUAUAUAUAUAUAUAUAGUGUGUUCUUACAGUCUGAUAUGAAUGUGCAUAUGCCUGUUUUCUUCAUAAAUACUGAACAUCCUUUGGUAGGUCUGUACGUUGUGUUAAGUGUGUGUGUGCGUCUAUGUCUGUAAAUUCAAUGUACUUGAGAAAGCAGACUUAAAAUUGCUUUUGUUUUCUGUAUCAAGAUAUUUUAUUUUCAGGAGUAAUUGGUAUUGCUUUAUUUCUUUUUGAAGGAAUAAAGAACACAAAAUAGGCCUAAGUUGUGUUUUCCUUCUUGACAAGGCAUGCUUUGAUGUGCUGUUCAAGUCUCUGAAUGUUCUACAAAGCAGUGAAUAGCUUGCUGUUUUUUUUAGUUGUGAUGAACUGUACAGAAAUUAGCUCAAAUUACUUUUAUACCCUAAAUAUGUUGUGUGCUGAAUUUAAGGACCGUAGAAAACAGAUAAAAUUAAGUCCAGACAUAAACUUCUCUAAGAAUGGAUGUUGCAAUGGCAAAUUCUUGUGUAGGUAAUUUAUAUAUGCUGAAUAACUGGGAAAAUAUAAGUGUAUUAAAACAGCUUAUAAGAAUAUGAUUUUGAACCAAACAAUAGAGCUUAAUUUGAUUGUUCAAUAUAUGAAAUAACAUGCAUGGCUCAAAUUGACUUAGUAUUACAGAAAUCCAGUAAGAUAAAUCCACACAACUGUUUUCAAAAAAUCUUUAUCUUUUUUUUUUUUUGGCAAGAUUGCAUACACACCAGAAACACAAUCCUUGUAAUAUAAUGGUGUCAACAAUUUGAUCAUAAAGUCAUUUAAAAAGUAUUUGCAUUUUGUUUUUUUAAACUCCACAUAACUACAAUUUUCUUUUACCAAGUGACUAAGUUUAAAAGUUGUUUUCUGUUACACAAUAAUAAUAAAAAACUGCAUGUAA
Molecule: messenger RNA, 2115 nt
Organism: Myxocyprinus asiaticus (Chinese sucker)
Lineage: Eukaryota; Metazoa; Chordata; Actinopteri; Cypriniformes; Catostomidae
Product: transformer-2 protein homolog alpha-like
Exons: 9
Coding region: 113-976 (287 amino acids)
Biological process (GO): positive regulation of mRNA splicing, via spliceosome
Cellular component (GO): spliceosomal complex
Molecular function (GO): RNA binding
Source: RefSeq, a predicted model, not a curated record